GGUGACACAGGUGAUCAGAGUUGAGGGCAUUUUUCCCAAACAUUCCUCUGAGGGAGUGGACCCCCAUUCAGGCCGAGCCUCGGUCCAUUGUCGCCACCAAACACCGAGAAAGUCUCGCUGAAAUCAGAGCAGGCGGCAGCAGGUGUCAGUAACCCAACACGGUGAAGUGAAGUCCGCCGCAACCGGUUCGACGUCUCUGCGGGAUGAAGGGGAAGUGAAGCUGUGACUCUGAAGCUCGGUGAUCUGCUGUUGUUGUUCUGUAACCCGGCGAGUUUCUGUCCGUCUGUGUUCACUGCGGCCGCGCUGAGCAUGAAUAUGUUCAGAAGAGAUAAAGGCUCCCCAGCUCCAGCUCCAGCGGUCCCACCUCGACCCAGCAAGGAGGAUCUAGACAAUCCCAUCACACACAGCCAGAACAAACCAGAUGAAGCCACAGACUCGCAGGAGAACGACAGCGAGAUCACGAGCGAGCUCAAUCCAAAGACCAAGAGGACCGGGAUGAUGGGCGUAAUGCAGAAGGUCAACCCCUUCAAGUCCACCUCGCAGGCCUCCUCUACAGUCAGCAAAGCUCCUUCGUCAGAGUCACUAGAGCGAGGAUCCGACUCCACACAGAACCCUGGAAUGCUGAAGGGAGUCAUGCAGAAGGUCAACCCGUUCAAGUCUACCUCCCAGGUCUCUAAAGCUCCAUCUUCAGAGUCGCUGGAGGAGGGACGAGCCCCCGACUCCAGUCAGAGGACUGGGGUGAUGGGCGUAAUGCAGAAGGUCAACCCCUUCAAGUCCACCUCGCAGGCCUCCUCUACAGUCAACAAAGCUCCUUCAUCAGAGUCACUAGAGCGAGGAUCCGACUCCACACAGAACCCUGGUGUGUUGAAAGGAGUGAUGCAGAAGGUCAACCCAUUCAAGUCUACCUCCCAGGUGCCAAAGAGCGAUCCUCCGCAUGAUUCUGCAGAUUCAUCCGAGACGGACAAAGAACCUCAAACAGGCAAACAGCAUCCGGGGGUGAUGGCGGGAAUGAUGCAGAAAGUCAACCCAUUCAAAUCCUCACAGCCAAAGCCUCUACACAACGACCUCUCCUCCAGUAGCGGAAGCCUGGAGGACAAUAACAACCUGCCGGAGAAGCAGAGCGCCAGUGUGUUCAAAGGGAUGAUGCAGAAAGUAAACCCCUUCAGGUCGUACACACAGAUGCCAGAUGAGGAAUGUCGGUCAGACACUUCGGUUCCAGAUUCAGCUUCCUCAUUCAAGUCGCAGGAAAACAAAACUAUUCAAAGCGAGCACUCCACCAGCUCUGAAAGCUUGGACGACAGCACCAUAGAGAGACAUUCCAUUUGGUAUACUGAUGCUGACACGAGCUGUGAGGUGAAGAGCCAACCAACAGGGGCACCGAAGAAAAGAACGAUGACUUUCAGAAUAAAGAGGAUUCUGCCUGGUGCGUUUUUUGGGUCUGGAUCAAAGGAUUCUGCAGCAGCUUCCCAGGAAACUGUGGAAGUUCAGACCCUAGAGCUGGCUGAAGUGCCCGUGCCUGGUGAAGGAACACUGCUGGACCCUCUAGACGACGAGGACGGCCUUUUAGCGUGGUGGAAAACAGCAGAGGGCUGGGACGAGUGGAAUGAGGCUAAUCAGGAUGAUGAAGCUGAAGAAGUCGUGGGAGAAGCAGCCGAUCGUGUCUUCAUGGCGGCUCGUCUUUUCGUCCGCUUUUUCAACCAGCGUGGCGCCUCCCUCCAGCAGCGUAUCCUGGAGCUGCUCGCUUUGGCCGACUCGGCUGACACGUUCCACAAGAAGACCGUCACCGCCAGUGUCGGAGGCGGAGUAGCCAGCGUCGCGGGGUCCGUCACCACCAUUACCGGCCUCAUCCUGGCGCCCUUCACUGCAGGGACGUCGCUCAUCGUCACAGCCGUUGGCAUCGGCGUGGCUACGGCAGGUGGGCUGGCAUCGGCUUCAGCCAACAUCACGGACACGGUCCAUUCAAAGACGGACCGGAAGAAGGUGGAGAAGAUGAUCCAAGAUUACCAGGAGGAGAUAAAGGACAUCAAGGAGUGCCUGGACUUUCUGCAGGCAGGGAUGGAGAUGCUUGAAGAGUGGAACUUUGAGCAGUACGCUGACAGCAUCUCAAAGAAUCACCUCAACCAGAACGUCAAACACGUCAUGAAGGAGGGCGGCCGGGCUGGCAAGGCUUUACUGAUCAACACCGAGAGCCUAAUUAGCACCGUUCAGGUACUCAGUGUCGCAGGUGGCGCCGCUAAAGCUGCCCAGGUGAUUAGCGUUACCACUGGAGUUAUGUCAGGACUCUUUCUGGCUCUCGAUGUCUUUUUCCUGGCCAAAGACUCCAUGGAGCUCAAAAAGGGCGCAAAGACAGACUUCGCCAACAAGAUCAGAGAAGUUUGCAAAGAACUGCAGGACGGGCUGCUGGAGCUGAACCGCAUCAAGGAAGAGCUGCAGAAAACCAUGGAUGGGAUAGAAGUGGAGGUAGAGGAGGAAGAGGAUGAAGAGCUGCUGAAGUCUGAAUUGAAGAAGCUUGUCGAGCUUGAAGAAUGAAGGAUAACCGUUAGAAAAUCAAACCAAAGUCUCAUCAUCUUAAUCCAAUCAGCACAAACAUACUUUGGGUGCAUUAAAAAUGUUUUUAGCUGUAGUGGGAUUGUAGUUUUGCUUCAAUCAAUUACUAUUGUAACUUUGUCUUCCAAAAGCUUUUCUUAGUAAUAUAUUUAUAUUAAAGUAGAGAUUUUUAAGUAAAUGUACGGAACAAAAAAUUGUUUUGUCUGUCUCUUUUUUCAAAUUAAUGUUCUUUAAUAAAAGUACAUUUCUGCUUA
Molecule: messenger RNA, 2801 nt
Organism: Acanthopagrus latus (yellowfin seabream)
Lineage: Eukaryota; Metazoa; Chordata; Actinopteri; Spariformes; Sparidae
Exons: 25
Coding region: 310-2529 (739 amino acids)
Biological process (GO): lipid transport; lipoprotein metabolic process
Cellular component (GO): membrane; extracellular region
Molecular function (GO): lipid binding
Source: RefSeq, a predicted model, not a curated record